Molecule: messenger RNA, 1936 nt
Organism: Capra hircus (goat)
Lineage: Eukaryota; Metazoa; Chordata; Mammalia; Artiodactyla; Bovidae
Gene: RCL1
Product: RNA terminal phosphate cyclase like 1
Exons: 9
Coding region: 194-1315 (373 amino acids)
Biological process (GO): endonucleolytic cleavage of tricistronic rRNA transcript (SSU-rRNA, 5.8S rRNA, LSU-rRNA); ribosome biogenesis
Cellular component (GO): nucleolus
Molecular function (GO): RNA endonuclease activity
Source: RefSeq, a predicted model, not a curated record
CGCCUCACUCCCCUCUGACCCGGUGUCUCGUCUCUCUCUCUUCCUGUUCCAAACCACGUGGACGCGCCGGGGGCUGCGGGAGGGAACUCAGGCCGCCCCUGCCGCUGUCGCCGCUACUGCCAGUACCGCGACCCCUUCGCCCAUCCGAAGUCGCCUCAUCCCUGCUGCCCGCGCCUUUGCGUAGGGCGUGCACAUGGCGACCCAGGCUCACUCCCUCAGCUACUCAGGCUGCAACUUCUUGCGCCAGCGUCUGGUCCUGUCCACUCUGAGCGGGCGCCCAGUCAAAAUCCGAAAGAUUCGGGCCAGAGACGACAACCCCGGCCUCCGAGAUUUUGAAGCCAGCUUCAUAAGACUGUUGGACAAAGUAACUAAUGGUUCUCGAAUUGAAAUAAACCAAACAGGAACGACCUUAUAUUAUCAGCCUGGCCUCUUGUAUGGUGGGUCCCUGGAGCAUGACUGCAGCGUUCUUCGCGGCAUUGGGUAUUAUCUGGAAAGCCUGCUCUGCCUGGCUCCAUUUAUGAAGCACCCGCUGAGAAUAGUUCUGCGAGGAGUGACCAAUGACCAGGUUGACCCUUCGGUUGAUGUUCUGAAGGCAACAGCACUCCCUCUACUGAAACAGUUUGGGAUUGAUGGUGAAUCUUUUGAGUUAAAGGUUGUACGACGGGGAAUGCCUCCUGGAGGAGGAGGUGAAGUGUUUUUUUCAUGUCCUGUGAGGAAGAUCCUGAAGCCUAUUCAACUCAUAGAUCCAGGAAAGAUCAAACGUAUCAGAGGAAUGGCGUAUUCGGUACGUGUAUCACCUCAGAUGGCAAACCGGAUUGUGGAUUCUGCAAGGAGCAUCCUCAACAAGUUUUUACCCGAUAUCUAUAUUUACACAGACCACAUGAAAGGCAUCAACUCUGGGAAGUCUCCGGGUUUUGGGCUGUCCCUGGUUGCCGAGACCACCAAUGGCACUUUUCUCAGUGCUGAGCUGGCUUCCAACCCACAGGGCCAGGGCACAGCAAUGCUGCCUGAAGAUCUCGGCAGGAACUGCGCAAGGCUGCUGCUCGAAGAGAUCUACCGGGGUGGAUGCGUGGACUCGACCAACCAGAGCCUGGCUCUAUUACUCAUGACCCUUGGACAGCAGGAUGUUUCCAAAGUCCUGCUCGGACCACUCUCUCCCUACACGAUAGAAUUUUUGCGGCAUUUGAAGAGCUUUUUCCAGAUUAUGUUUAAAAUCGAAACCAAACCGUGUGGUGAAGAACUCAAGGGAGGGGAUAAAGUGCUGAUGACUUGUGUUGGCAUUGGCUUCUCCAACCUUAGCAAGACCCUCAAGUGACACUGUCAGAAGAUGAAAGGCCCAAAGGCUUCUAGACAACGCAGAAGCUGCCAAGGAACCAAAGGGACCAGAUUCAUCCAGGACUUUCCAGCUUCCCAUUUGAAAACAAUCAGGAUAUCCAAACAAAGGACGUCUCUCUACCUUGUGGUUUUUAGCCAUUUCUCCAGGGCAGACAUUCCUCGGGAGGCCCAGUCACAGCGGGAGCUCCCUCGGCUUACCUGGAUGAAGGGUGUGCCUUCGGGACCCAAUUGGACUGCUACAGCAUCACAGCUGAGUUUUAGCACUGCUUCCUGACCCCACAUCCCUGGGCUUCCGCCGUCUGGCUAUUUUCCAGACCUUUGGAGUUUGUUACAGUUCCUUCUGCAAGGACUGACCCCCCUGAAUCUUGGUUUCUGUGUAGGGAUUAAAUGAGAUGCUAUGAGUGGUAUCCCUUUAUGAAUAAUGCCAUGUAAUGCAAAUGUCAGAAAUUGGUGUGUUAGAACUUUUUAUCCCUUGUCUUCUGAAUGGACUACUAUCUUGGAGAUACACUGCUCCCCAUCUGGUUCAUUGUAUGUGGAUUUUAGGGGAAUGAAUGACUAGGGAGUGCAAGGAUCCAACUAAAGUUAUUGAAAAUUUUCCAUA